CCAUGUGCUAACCCAGGACCUGACUUCCAGCCUCCUCAAAUCCCUGGAGUCUGCCGAUUCAACCUCAGUCUAGGAGAAUGUGCCUUUGGUGAAGCUGAGUGUGAGGGUGGUAUGGAGUACACAGAGUGUGGGUCCCUGUGUCCCCAAACAUGUGAGAGGCUGUUUGGUACCGAGGAGGACCAGCCACCCUGUCCGCCUCUCUGUGUGCCAGGCUGCUUCUGUCCCAAUGACAUGGUCAUCCACAAUGGCCAGUGCAUCCCACCAUCCCAGUGCCCUAGAGGUGAAGUUCUCUUUUCACGGGAUCUCACCCCUGCCGUUACCCCCUGUCGGGACUCAAUACUGCCAUGCAAUGGAAGUGUUCAGGCAUGCACCACACAAGAGGUGUAUGCAGCAUUUCAGUUUGGGCCUCCUCCU
Geodia barretti is the source of this 414-nucleotide messenger RNA. NCBI's taxonomy places the organism in Eukaryota, Metazoa, Porifera, Demospongiae, Tetractinellida, Geodiidae. The record is from the annotation of a GenBank genome assembly.